Messenger RNA from Nematostella vectensis (starlet sea anemone), 3259 nucleotides. RefSeq lists its product as uncharacterized. Lineage: Eukaryota; Metazoa; Cnidaria; Anthozoa; Actiniaria; Edwardsiidae. The coding region runs from base 23 to 2863 and encodes 946 amino acids. The record is from RefSeq and is a predicted model, not a curated record. The transcript has 15 exons.
CUGCCCUUUGCUCUCGUCCGCCAUGAAGGCCUUGUCAAUCUUGGCACUUGUCUUCUUCAUCCUCAAGAACCAUGGCGGCCAGGCAGGGGAAGGAUGUGACCGCAUUGGACUGGAUAGCAUGGAGUUAUUUCCAGACCACUACUUGACGUCCCCUUCCUCUCUUGGCCAAUCCCAUGCCCCGCCCUUUGCACGCCCCUCUUCCCCCACCUCAUGGCAGCCUGCGCAGCAGAGCUACGAUAGAGAUUACCUUCUUGUAGACUUGGGCGUGGUGCAUCACUUGUGCUCUAUAGCGACGGCUGGAGACGAGAGAGGCGGGCGAUGGACAAGGACUUAUAAGAUUGCGCUAUCUGAUGAUAACGUAAAGUGGAGCAUGUAUAGAGACCAGGGCGGCGAUAAGAUAUUCCAUGGAAAUAGCGACGGCAGGAAAUUUGUGAGAAACAACUUGAAGGCCAUUGCAAGGUUCAUCCGGGUCUUGCCACAGACAUAUCACGUGACCAAGGCUUUGAGAAUUGAACUUUACGGCAAAAGAACCGAUAAAUGUGGCUUGCCACUCGGACUCGAGAAUUACGGCAUAAGUGAUUCUCAGCUGAGGACUAUCUAUAGUGACGAUGGAAUAGCGGACAGAUACUCGGACAAGCGCGGUCCAUACUCAUCCCGACUACACGCCCCACAUGCCUAUAGGGCGGUCCUGCACCCCGUACACACAGUAUACCUACAGGUGGACCUGUUGCAACCGAAGACGGUCACGGGUGUGGCCACCCAGGGGGACCCCGAGGAGCCUAUGUGGGUGACGUCGUACAGUGUGGAGUACGCGCUAGAGAGCGGGACAUCAUUUAUGUACACUACGUCUGAUAAAAAGGUUUUCCAAGGAAAUAAGGAUGGAACGUCGGUCGUGGUCAACUGGUUUGAGGAUGAACUGGUGUUACGCUUUUUCCGCAUCCUUCCGAAGACAUCACAUAGGGGAAUUUCACUAAGAAUGGAGUUAUAUGGAUGCUCCGAAAGCCCGUGCGAAAGACAGCUUAUCAAACCGGACGCGCCCCCCACGGAGUGGUUGACAGCGACAAGCGUAUUGGAACAAAACUCCACCCUCCCCUCCCAUGGCCGUCUCGAGUUCCAGGGGGGUCACUCGUGGUGCGCGUACCAGGGAGACUGGGACGGCUACCUGCAGGUGGACUUGUUGAAGAGUCACGUGGUGUGUGCGGUAGUGACUCAGGGAGACAGCAAGGCAGACCAAUGGGUCCCGAGGUACAGGGUACAGCACUCGACAGACAACAAGAAAUGGAACUUCUAUUACCCCGAUAGAUAUUAUAUCAGCGGUAAUUUUGAUCGUAACACAAUGGUGGCCCGCGCGUUGUACGAGCAGGGGUCAGCGGUCGCCAGGGGGAUGAGAUUUGUCGUCGGUGGGUUCCACAAGGCGCCAUGUAUGAGGGUCGGCGUCUACGGCACAUCGGUGGAUGUGUGUAGAAACUCGUCAGUGGGUGUUAGUGCCAUGGGGGCCAUCCCCGAGUACAGGUUUACCGCCUCGUCUUAUAAAGACGCGUAUAAGCCUCCUUAUGGUCGUGCCCAAGGAGCCAGGUGCUGGUGCGCCGCUUCCUACGAUGACAACGAGUUCUUACAAGUCGACCUUGGCACGCCUCAUACUGUGUGCGCUGUUGGUACCCAAGGGUGUCCAGGCACCACCAGCUGGUCCAGGUCUUAUCGGCUGUCAUUCUCAAUGACUGGCAUUUUAUACGACUUUUACAAAGAUCAACGUGGAAAUAAUCAGGUGUUUCAAGGGCCGAUGAAUGAUCAAGAGCCCAUCGUCAAACAGAGCCUGCCAAUACCUCGACUUACAAAGUUUGUGCGCUUUCACCCACUGAGCUACAAUAACAACAAAUGCCUGAGGGUGGAGGUGUACGGAGUGCCACAAGUGAUGCGUCAAUCCCUCGGCCUGGAAGCACCGUUUGGCGUGUCUACCAUUCCCGACACGAGACUUACCGCGUCUAGUGUUCUGAGCGGCUCUUACCCGGAGGCAAGCGCGCGUCUGUACGCACCGUCGGCCUGGUGCGCGAAGGACACGCUGAAUCCGUUCCUUGAGGUAGAUCUCGGCGAACCAAAAACUAUCUUCGGGUUUGCCUGGCAGGGGGAGCCUGGUGGAAAGGGAUUUGUGACCAGCUUUGAUGUACAGUAUUCGUAUACUAGUGAUCUGUGGCGGGAGAUGAGGGGUUUCCAAGGCAACACGGAUGGUAAUGGAGUGAUGGCUCGCUGGAUGAAUGGCGAACCGAUAGGUGCACGGUAUUUCCGCUUCCUGCCUAAAAUGUGGCAAGGUCAAAUCUGCAUGAGAGUCGAUCUCUACGGCAGUGACAAAGCACCACCUCCCAAGGUUCAAGGCACAGGGAUCAAGGGAACACUCAGGGACUCGGACGGCUCCCACUUAGAUCUGACGUGUGAGGCUGUUGGUGACUCCUCGCUUACCUUCAAAUGGUACGAGACAUCACGUGACAUCACAAGCAAGUCACGUGGUGUCGUAUGCAGCAGAGGAGUUGUCCAAGGGUACUUGAGGGUGAAUUUCACCAGCGCGUACGACUUCUACCAGAGGUUUGGGUGUCAGAGGAUCAGUGCAGUCAUGCUGAGAUGUGUAGUUAAACACUCGUGCUGCCCGUACUUUGCGGAGGUGCGCGGCGAGGAGUAUGUUUUCUCAUCUGUGUUGUUUAUAGAUAUACCGGAGUCUGGAAUUCCCACCCCAACCCAGUUCCCGCAUUCGUCGACGCCUUACCAAAUACCCGACAUUUACAAGGACACGGAAUCCAGCGUCGGGCGGAAUAUCAGCCAACUCAUCUGUCCAUUUGUUACAUUUUUUGUUGUUCUCUGUCUUGUGCUCUGACGAUAAAUCAGGCACACCUCGUAUUUAUAUUUCAAUAAGUAAAUAUUACUUUCACCAUGAUCUGGUUCAAACUAGAGUAUGCAGUAGUAUUUCUAGCGGCUUAUUUCAAGCAAGUUCCAUUGUUGAUUGCGGCUUAUUUCAAGCAAGCCCCAUUGUUAAGGCAUUUGAAAACAUCCUGUCCUUAUCCCUCUCUUUGAUUUGUUAUUUUUAUUUAUUAUUAUUAUUAUUGUUGUUGUUAUUUUUGCUUUCUUUCACAAUAAAGCACGCCUUUAGUGCACAGACCAACGCAUAUCACGCAUGUGCAAAUAGUUAACUUCCAUGGAGCAUUAUUUUUUUCAGUCACAAUAAAAUGUGCGUUCAUUAUGUUUUUGAUAAAUAAAAAUAAUACUUUCGCAA